CGUAACAAUGGCUUAUUGUAGCAGCAAGGAAAGAAUGUGAUGGAAGGAGCUGCCGUGGGGUGUGGCCAGGUAACAGCAGCCAGCCCUCUACCUGCUCAGGUGGUUUAGCUUUAAAGCAGCUGAAAAGAGAGCUCCCCGGACUAGCACCUGCUGGAGCUCUGUGUGCUGCGUAGGAGCUGAGCAAACGGAAAUAUGUUUUGCUAGACGGAGGAGCUAAGAAACAUCAGGGAAAGCAGAAAUAAGGAUGAAGAAGCAUCACUCCGUGCAGGGAACUUUUAGCCGACUCUUUGGGAAAAAACAUGCCACCAACAAUUCCACCAGUUCUCUCUUUGUCACUAACCCCCCUUGGAUCUUCACACAGGAAGUCAGUUCUGACAGCCUGGCAACCUCAGGUGAAGUGGAUGGCAUUUAUUAUGGGGAUAAUCGCUUUGGGUCAGUGACAGAUUCUGGAACAGCCACACUUAAACCACGUCCAAGAGUUCGCCCUCUGCUCACUUUCUUGCCUCUAAAUGCUCAAGAAGCACAUGGGGUAGCUGUACCAACACCAUCUGUUCCAGAAGGCUUUGAGGACAAGCUGACUAUAGGUUCACAAAUCAAUGGCAGUUAUAGAAAGUACAAUUCAGCACUUGACCUGAGGACAAAGGCAUUUGAGGAGGAUUAUUUGGAUGAUUACAUUCCACCACCACCUUCAAUUCCUCCUCCUCCCCCCCCACCACCUUCAGUUGACUUACCACCAGUUUCAUCUUCUCUGGUAGCUCCACCUCCACCUUCCAUGGUAGUUCCACCUCCACCUCCACCUUCCAUGGUAGCUCCGCCUCCACCUUCUGUGGUAGAUCCACCUCCACCACCAAUGUCUCCUCCACCUCCACCUCCACCACCAAUGCCAGCCCCAUCUCUUUCAUCUCUGGUUCCACCUUCAUUCCCAUAUUCCAAUGUGUCUUCUCCCAGUACUCCAUCCCCACCAGACUUCAUUCCUCCUCCUCCUCCUCUAGAUUUUAUGGAUAGUGCAGUACGUCCUACUCCUUCAGUUUUACCACCAGUUCAUACACAAAUCUUCCCAAAUUGUAUGUCCAAAUGGAAAUCAGAGACUGUUCUAAAUGCUCAUAAUCCUUCCCUUAUCUCUCCAACAACACCUAUUCAGAAGGAGUCACAGUUACCACGAUCCAGCCCAGAGCCUCACCUCACCUUUCCCAAAUCAUUAAAGGUACCCCCUCCUACUCCCAUGAGAACAUCAUCUAUUUCUUCAGGAGAAAAGGAAUCCAGCCCCAAAGAACAGCUUCCUAGAAUGGCACCUGACAGUCACACUCCUCUGUUACCUACUGUACAAUCUGCUACCACAGUUCACCCAGAGGCAGAAACUGGAGCCAAAGCUACCUUGGAAAAACAUUUUGCUUUAGCCAUAGAAUCUGAAACAUCAGAUUCCAAAAGCUGUCCACUGAAAAAAGAACAGAAUUUAUUUUGGUCCACUGAAGAACGAACAGAAUUUUCAUCUCCAGAUCAUGCAUCAUCUGAUGAUGAUGGCUGGAAGGAACGUUGCAAUCUGGAUAAGUUGAAGAACGAACUGUCAACCCUGCUGUCCUCAUCUUGCAGAAGGGAAGACAGACAGAUUGAAAAAACUAUAGUUUCCAAGUCUAAAGGCACAAAUAUUGAUAGCAACAAUGUUACUAUGGACGAAUUAAAACUAGUUAAGCAUGAUGUGAAAAAAACAUGCUUACCAGAAGGAGCAGAGAAUAAGAAAGAAAAGAAACUUGCUAAUAUUUCUUCCCCAGCCAAAGCCUUCACCAAAGAUGGUUUCUCAGCAACAGACAAGUGCCCUACCAUUCAAACAAAUUGUGCUGUGAAAUUUAAAGAGGAGUUGGAAGCUUUAUUGUCUCCAGUCAAGGAGGGAGGCCCACCUUUGGCAAUUGCAAACUUGAGACAUAAUCCAGACACAAGGAAACAAGUUACUCUUCAGUUUGGUGGCAAUAAGGUCAAUAACGGUGAGUUGAAAUUUCCGACAGCAAAACCAUGUAAUACCACAUCGGAACUUACAGAGAAAGAGCCAAAGAUGCCUAGUGCUUCUGUCCAGACCUGCAAACCACCAGUUUCACCUUUAAAACCCAAAAGUGAACACUUGGCUCCAGCUGCAUCUUCCCCUUCCACUUCUGGGACUGCCUUGCCUAUGCAAACUGCUUCUCCCAGCAUGGAUCUCUCUCUUCUUCAAUACAAAACUCAUAGGAUGAGAUUGGGCUCUGAUGACAGCCGUGUCUCUGCAACUUCUUCCCAAACUACACAUGAUGGGCCCAGCAGCCCAAUUAAUACUGAAAAUCAAAGAGAUUCUACUAGGAAUGUGCCCUCAACAACAGACAAACUCUCUAGGAAUGCAGAGCAAGUGAACAGUGAUAUUCUUUUUCAUCCUGUUACAGGAGAAAAAGUAAAGCAAGGCUCUCCAAUGGCUCUUCUUUUGGCUGCACAACUGCGGGCCCAAAGAGUCAAGUGUUCUGCUUCUGCCUCCCCAAAGAAUAGCUAUUUAUCAGAGAGGCCCCAGCUCAAGUUGAACGAUAGCAACCAAUCAGAGAAUGGGUCAUCCACCAUUUAUUACAGCAAUUCAAUGCCCAACACUGUCAAGGUUGUACCAAAUUCGCCACACAAGGACUUAUUGGCAGUCUCUGAAAGUAAGCACUGUAAUGGAGCAAGUGCAUCCUACAGCAAUAUCUGGAGCUUGUCAGGACAAAGUGAGAAUAGGCCACAAAUAUUCUCUGAUGCCUCCAAACAAUGCAGGAGUACAGUGAAGAUCAGGGAGAUGAAUGACUCUCAGAGUCUUUCAUCAAAUAAGUGUGGUUCAUCGAUUUUGGUUCAAAACUUCUCAGAAUCCAAUCACUUGAAGCAGCAAGUUCCACUGAACACAUCAGAAAUUCCCUUUCAUUUUCUCCCUCCAUCCCAAAAUCAUAUUGUCAGAAAUGAUGAGGUAGAAGGAGGAUUCAAUUAUGAAAUAAUUCCUCCACCACCAGAGUUCAGCAAUGAUGCCUCUGAGAUCCUAAAGUGGUCUUCAAAUGGGGAAGAAAACUGCAAAUGUCUCAACCUGUCAUGUGAUACUCAGACCCCAGAUAAGCAACUUAACUUCAACAACUUAAGCUAUAACUAUCGCAACAGUUAUUCUUUGUCAUCUAACUCAGCCCUGGAAAGCAGUCCAAGGCCAAGUGGAUAUAGUCACCAUUACCCAGCUGGUAGCUAUACCUCCAGUUACCUUAGUAGCUGUUCCAAUAGCCGCCCCCUAAUUAAAAAACGCCUUUAUAUAUCAGAGACUGAUGACUUAUAUAGCAGGGCAGCUAUGUCUGCUCGCAGUAUGAGCAUACCUAACUCCUAUAGCUACAAUGCAGUGACCUACAAUUCUCCAGCUGUGGAAGGAGCUCGAGCAAAUUCUACUCAUAGAAAUGUUCCCAGUGGUACACAGGUGCGAAGGGUGUCCUUGGAAAUACCUGGAAAAAUUAUAACUUAUAAUACAACUGUCAAUGAUGUCCAGUAUAAAAGCCAAAAUGGAGAAUAUUCUACCAAUGCAACAGCUGCUGGCAGACCUUUACAUGUGAGUCCACAAUAUGGAACUGUAAAUACAUUUACUGUCAGGCCUGGAACACGACAACCCAUUUCUUAUUCAUACCAAGGGGUUCUUCAUUAAGACACUUCUGUCAGAAGCUCUGCAUCUGCACAUAGCUUGGGCCAAGCUUGUUGGUUACUCAUCCUGGACCUCAUUCUCUUUUCUGUAUUAUACCUCUUCUUUGUAUAGCUCUGUAGGGCCUGUAUCUUUUUGUAAACAGAUUGGUUUUAAGUUAUUCAGAUGAUGUUAAGAAUGAGUCUUUUGAACCUAUCGUGUUACCAAGCUUCCAGGCAGAAUGUAAGAGUAGCUACAUAAGCUUCUUCAUUUUAGGGCACAUUUGACUAAUAGGUCUCUGCUUUGAAUAGAAGGGCAUGGAGUAAAUUGUAACUUACUGGAACCAUCUUCAUGAACAUGCCUGUCAUUCAGGAAAAGCAAACAAAGGAUGAAGAAUGCAACAGAAAGGAGAAGCAGAGAGUCCAAGAUCCAAGAUGAAGAAUGGCAGUUCAACAACCAAUUCAUGGCUACUCUAGAGCAGCCAUGCAUGGCCUAGAAAGCAGGCUGUUAGCUAGAAGGAAAUGGCACAGUUAUGGGAAAGAGAAGGAAGAGUUUGCAAGAAUAAAGGAUGAGCAAUGCAGAAUGGAUCGAAGGGACUAGAGUUUUGUGACAUUUGCAGUUUCAAUAGUGCUGCCACCACCAAAGAAAAUUGACCAGAGCUUUUCUCAGCAUUGCAUCUCCAAGUUGCACCCACUAGUUUUUUGUUUAUCACAUCAUUUUAGAGGCUCCGGAAUCCUGAUUAGAAAAAAGUGAGAAACCCAGGAGCCCUUGUCAAAUAUUCUUAGAGCUUGCAAAAUACUUGAGACUGAACUUCUUCAAACUAAUUUUUUAGACAAAGCCAUUUAGCUUUUGCAUUAUCCACUUACACAAAUAAAAAUCAAAGCAUUCUAAAGACACAGAUAUAAUUCUUGCAGUCCCCUUUAAAGCCAACUACUGAAUUUAAUUUGGGAGGCAUUUUUAAUUAAAAACCAUACAAGAUUUGAAUAAACCAAAGAGCAUAUCUCUGUCAGACUAACCUGGAGAUUCUUCACCAUUGUUGCAUUUAUGUUUUUGUUUUCAAGGAUGCAAUCAUUCUGUCCACAACAUUUUUUUCCUUGUGGUUUCUUAUUUUGGUUUAGGAUUUUUUUAAAAAAUACUUUAUGGAUAUGACAGGUGUUUAAUAGAACAGGUGCUGGCACUUAUACAAAUUAAACCCAAGUAUAUCUCUAAUUAAAGUGAAAGCAGUACAUGUUUAAAGGUCACCUCUGAAAAUGUCAACUAUGUCUGCUUGGAGGUAAAUCUUAUUCAGUGGGAUUUACUUUUAAAUACCUAAGUAGAAGAUAGCAGCUGUAAUCCAUUUUGGCUUUUACUGAUUAUACGUGAAAGUUAUAGUCCCAUUGUCUAUGGAUGUAGCUCUAGGUUUUAGAACUGAGGGAAAAUGUCCUUCCCAAUUUAUUUCUACAGAUUUUGGAAACAAACAAGAAGAUACCCAUUGUUUUUACACACUUAUACAUUACUUUAAAUUAUAAAACAUGGACAGUCAUACUGAUUUUGCCUGGCAGCAGAUCCACUUUGACAAAAAUAUUCUGUCAAAACUACAGUGUAGUUUGAGUUCAGUUUAAAUCAUUUAUUUAGGGAGUUGGUUAUCUGCCCCUUAGGGAUGUUUCCUAGCUAAAGCAAUCAAAUGUUUCCAAACAUUUAAGAACUAUAGUUGUAAGGUGGAGUUUGUUAUACUGUAGUGCUGCAAGCCGUCUUCUGUAUCAUAUUUAUUCAUCCUAUUUACCCAUUACUUUAUUUCUUGCACAUUCUUACAUAUAUGUGUGUGUGUGUGAACCUAGAGUAAAGCCACCUCAAUCCACCUCAAACAGAAGGUAAGGUAAGGUAAGGUAAGGUGGGGUGGGGUGAAAAGAAGUAAAUUGUUAGUUACUUAAUCUAUUUUUUUUCCUUUGAUUUUUUGUUCUGUAUUUUUACUGCCAGGACUGGAAAGAUUUGCUUCCCUGGUUUUCUGCCUCAUGUGUCAGAAGAAUUAGUCUACCACGAUAAGUGUCCAUUUGUUGCUCUGCUUCAGGCAAGGGAACAAUUUGAACUAGCCCUGAUUAUAACCUUUGAUACUAAGAUAAACUAGUUGAAGGAAAUUCCAUGCCCUCUUCUCUAGAAGAUCUAGGAGGCUCCUGACCUGCAACAGGAAGCAGGAGUCUGCCUGCAUGUCCAACUAUGAGAGAUUCUGUUCAGCAACAUCCAGAGUCCAUUCCUGCACUACACUUCAAAAUGUAGAGACAUUAUUUCCAGGAUGCACAUAAAUAGCAUGUUCAGCAGUAUAGUACAAAUGUAUCAUGAAUUUAUCUUAGCUUUUACUUGUAUUAAUCACUCUUAUGAUUAGCUUUGACCAAACUCUGGUUUCAAAGGAAUAAUAAUGGUUAUAGCUCAUUUUGGUAGGAGACAUGAAAGUCACUUAGGAAAACCUAGAAUAAACUACAGCUUUGUAUUCUCAGCAUCUAUCCGAAGUUUGUUAAGCUCAUUUCAGAUGGCAUGUUUGUAAACAAUCACUGAGAUCAGUCACACCAUCAGGCUCUCCGUUUGAUAAACAUUUACUGUGUAUUUUAAAACCAACCAUUAUUUCUCCACCAUUUUUUUAACCAUCUGCUCUUCUCAAAUGCUUUCUGCAUUAUUUUUUUUAUAUGCUGGUGAGUCUGGAGUUCAAAGAGCGGUCGUUCAGCUAAUAAUUGCUCAUUUUAAGCUAGUCAAUAUCUGACUACACAGAAUGUCAGUCGAAGAGGGCUCCUCGUGUCUCAAACUGGUUACCUGCUGAGUGUACAGUUUCAAAGCUUCCAGUAUUUAGUUAAUCAACAAACAUCCUUUCCCUUCCUAGAAGAGGAAAACCCAGAAGUUUCUAAUUUGUCCCAUCCAACAACAAAGACAGUCUAUGUAUUUGUCUACAUAUAUUUGUAUACGUUUGUCUGGUAGGUUUUUCUAAAAAAACAAACUCCUUAUAGAAUUCUUUGAGGUGGGCUCAAAGCAAGCUCAAAUUCCAAAACAAUAGUAUUACUGUAAUAACAAAUGCACUGAGAAGCCUCAACAGCCUUCUGUUCACCAUGGCGCUAUUGCAGAACAAGCAGUUUGAAGGUGGCAUUCUAAAGAACCCAGUGUACUGUCAUGUGCUGUAGAGGAAAGAGCGGAUGGCCUUGAAGGACAGAAGGAAGAACCACUACCAAUGCAAUGGUCAGAUUAAAGGGGGCCUGAGCCCAGGCCAAGAAAGUUACAUGAGUAAAUGGUUCAGAUUAGCCCCUCCCUAGUUCACACGAAGAUAAAGGGAGGAAGGAGGUAGUGCAUUCAGACUUGCAAGAUUCAGUUACUAUAGCUUUACAAUAAAUGUACUGAUCUACAUGGCAUUGGGUUCCUAAACUGGUCUACCUUGAAGGGCUGACAUGUGCUAGGAAAUCCUGACAGUGUUGCAUGACAGCAAACUCUGUGAGAAUAGCAUGUUAGCAAAAUUGCAAGGAUUUUUUUCUCCCUAGCUGGGCUGAAUGAAAGACCAAGUAGGAGUUGGGAGGUAGAGGAAAGGGCAGGCGUUCUUGUACGAUAACAAAUGACUAUAACUUUUUAUAUUAGGCAUUUCAUCUGAUUCUGAAGCAAAGGAAAUAAAAUGCAAACAGGCUUCCUGAGAUGAGGAGUUUGAGGUUUUGGAAAUCUACAUUACAUUAGUAUUGGUCUGCAGAAGAAGGACAUAUGCAGACUAAGAUGCAGGGGAAAACCACAUCUGAAAGCAGGCUACUGAAGGAUUUGCCAAAAUGCAAUGAAAAAACUGUAAUGAAAAUGUAAACAUUUUAAAACUACAGGAGCCUAAAGCGCUUUGAAAUAAGCAUAUCAAAAGCACUAUUUUCCCCCUACUUGCAUAUCUAUAUGUAGUUCAUUAAAGCUCUAGUAUAAGCUCUAUGCAUGUGUGGACAUAAGUACAAUUUAUAUAUACAUCACUUUUAAGUUAAGACCUAUGUUAUGCAUAUGAACUAGUUACUUGGCAAUACGUGUAUCUGCUUGUAAAAAGUCAUAGUUUGUUUAGUUGUCAUUUUCUGUAUCAAUGGCCUAUGAAAUCCAAUUCUCUCUUUCCACUAGUAUUAAGUGAAACAAAAUAAAUUCCAGACUGCUCUAAUGCAGACACAGGAUACCU
Candoia aspera is the source of this 7772-nucleotide messenger RNA. RefSeq names its product chromosome 3 C6orf132 homolog (gene C3H6orf132). Lineage: Eukaryota; Metazoa; Chordata; Lepidosauria; Squamata; Candoiidae. The record is from RefSeq and is a predicted model, not a curated record. The transcript has 5 exons. Bases 245 to 3655 code for a protein of 1136 amino acids.